AUGACUCGCCGAACUAAAUCUCGUCGAACGCAUGGGCUAGGAGCUUGCACGACAUGCCGACGUCGACAUGUCAAGUGCGAUCAGAAACGGCCUUCAUGUGAAACAUGUCGUUCAAUGGGGUUCACUUGUGACGGAUUUCCUGAUGAGGUGCGGUGGAUGCCGGAAAAACGGCAUCUUCCUUCGCAAGAACCUCAAAAUGAGAAGCGCAGUCAUACGAAGAGAAAUGGCCUACGACGCCAUUUAUACAGCGAACAAUCAAGGAUUUCGAUGGGCACUUCCCUGAACAGGGGCCUGUUAUCGGGAUCCGUUGAUGCUUCUUUAGAAGAGAUUGAAGCAAAAUCAGCAUCAUCGUUUCCUAUACAGGGUGAUAUCAAGAUUGGGCCGUUUGCUGUCCUGAAUUUGACUUCUGCCUUUGUUGAACCACGGGGCUCAUUCGCCAGCAAUACUGCAGACAAGGCAACCGAACAAUCUCAUCCCGAAGCCUCCAGUGAUAGACUACAUUCAGCUCAUCCAUCUUUCGCUUCCGAAGAGUUGCUAGGAUUCCCAGAUGAUUCAUUACAGUGGUCGGACAUCUUUGGUCUCAAUGAUAACUUGUACGGGAUUACGUCCAAUUUCUCUUUCGACUCGAUGAACUGCCCAAAUUUUCCCUCUUCUUCCCGUUGGCUUGUUUCCGAGAGCGAGAUGUACAAUACAUCUUUGGCAAUAAAUCUGGAUUUAACGCAUAACAUGGGUCACGAGGAACGACAGACACAUUGCACAAACAUCCUACAGACUACUUCGGACAGCGCGGUAGCCUCAAUUGAUAUUCUCAAUGAUGCUUCCUUUCUGCUCAAGAUUUUUCAAAAGCACGUUGUAUCUCAAUUUACUAUCGUUCCUCUUGGCAAGAAAGCACCGUGGAACAUAUUGAAUCUGCCCGCUGCAAUAAUAACGCUUGCAGAUUUAACAGUCAUGGAGUCGCAGGAUGUUAGCCAUGCCCGACAGGCUAAUCUCUUCAGUCUUAUUUCAUGCUCUGCUAUGUACCUGUCUGUUACGCCGGGUGAUUCAAUCUCGAUAACCCACUGGCAGCAAGUUGCCAAUCAAGCAUAUCUUGAGGCCCAGAAUCACAUGCGCAUCUCACUAAGUGAGGAGACAGAAGGUCCAGCUAAAGCCAAGUAUAAGGACCAGCUCAUGGCAAUAUGUGCGAUGAUAGAAUCAGCGAUCUUCCUCGGUCAACACCAAGCCGUGCGAUGCUAUAUGAUCGAUGCUGAACGACUUCUGCGGCUGCGCGGAGUAGUCAAAAGCAAGACAUCGCACAAGGCUCGCCUACUAAUAAAUGUCUACUCGUGGCUGCGCAUCGUGGGUGAAAGCACCUAUAUUCUCCACGACUUUGGCCCUUCAAACUUAUUCAUCGAUUCUCUAAGUCACCAAAUUCGGACCUGUGGACCACCCAGGAGACUUGAUGGUCGUUCAUCGACGACGGGGCAUAAUGUCCGUCUAGACGAUUUUCUCGACCUAGAGCAUUCGGAUGACGACCUUAACAUCGACGAGCCAAAGGACCAGAACAGGGAUAUCCCCGAUAUUCACCUCCAUGACUCGAGAAAAUCCGAGCACACUCUUUCAAAACAAGCCUAUGGCCUCUCGGAGACUUGGCUAAGCUUAGUCUCCCAAACUAUCCGGUUGGCCAACGUUUUAGAAAAAAUGAACGCCGCACAAGGCACCGAAAUGCAGAUAGACUCCAAGAUCUGGAAUUUUUUGCAAAAACGGAGUAAUCGCCUCGAAAAUGUGAUCCACUCUUACGGUAUUCGGAACAAUGAUCUUGAUCCAUCAGAAGCACCGUUAUCGCCUUACUCCCAUGUUCUGCGAGCUUUUAACUCUGCACUGGUGAUUCUCUUCUACAGGCGAGUUCGAAGAGUGCACCCAGGAAUUUUACAAGGCCAUGUUGACGGUAUUAUUACUGCUCUAACGUCCUUGCAUGCUAUGUUACCAGAGGUGGAACACACUGGUCCUGGGACACUAUGGCCAAUUUUCCUAGCUGGUUGCGAGGCCAUGACAAAUGAAAGACGGUGUGCUAUAUUAAAGCUAGUGAAACGAUCACAGGAAAGAUGCGGUCUUGCCCCUGUCAAGAUUGCGGAAGAUACCAUGACUGCUUUAUGGAAAAGACAGGACGAGCAUUUGGUGGCCAAUCGUCGUGAGCCCUUCCCGACCUGGAUGGAUAUUCUGAAGGAACAAAAAACUUGGCCUUUAUUUUGUUGA
This is a messenger RNA of Penicillium lagena, 2232 nucleotides long. RefSeq names its product Zn(II)2Cys6 transcription factor. The record is from RefSeq and is a predicted model, not a curated record. Bases 1 to 2232 code for a protein of 743 amino acids. Gene Ontology annotation, molecular function: DNA-binding transcription factor activity, RNA polymerase II-specific; transcription cis-regulatory region binding; zinc ion binding. Lineage: Eukaryota; Fungi; Ascomycota; Eurotiomycetes; Eurotiales; Aspergillaceae. Gene Ontology annotation, cellular component: nucleus. Gene Ontology annotation, biological process: positive regulation of transcription by RNA polymerase II. The transcript has 3 exons.